AUGUCUGUUUAUUCGCAUUCUAGCUUUACCUUGGAGUUACCUGGCUACAAUCAACCUGCGACGAUUGAGGCAGAUCCGUUACCAGGAUUUCUGUUAACGCACGAACCUAUGUUCUGCGUUUGUCCUCAUUGCGGUUUUGGAGGACAAUCAGAAACUAGAAAAACGCCGGGAACAACGACACAUUUAGCUGCAAUUUGCAUUGCUUGCUUCUUCUUUCCAUGUAGCUGCCUUCCUUACUUGACUGAAUGCUUUCAGGAUCUAGGGUGGACCAUAUCGGUUGGGAGCUGGCAAAAAUCCUAUAAGCCAAUCAGAGACCAUUCUGUCCCCCAGAGCCUCCAGCCCCAAGCUUUUGGCCACCCUAUCUUCAGGAUACUCAUCACACUUGUUCAAGCUAUAUUAAGAAUUUUUGGUAUAAAAAGAAUUUUUCGGAAAUCAAGGAAGAGAGCAAAAGAAUCAAAGAAAGAAAAACGAGGAAAUCCAAAAAAGAAGAAAAAAGAGGAUCGAGAGAAGAUGGAUGCUCUAGAAGCUGAAUUAGCCGCACUUCAAGCCGCGCUGAAAGGAGAUGAGGAUAAUAAAACGGAAAAUAAGCCACAGACAAAAGAGGAGGAGGAAGUCGACUGGCCCGAUGCGCCCGACUUAGAUACGUGGAUUUCUCAAACGCACAAGGAGCCAGAGAAGCCGAAAGAGCCGACACUUGAAGAAUUAGAGAAAGUUUCUGAAGGAACAUCAUCAAACCGUUCCUCUGUGGCAACAUCUUCGUCGAACUCCUGCAAUCCUCCUUCAAUCCCCGACCCUCCAAAAACUCCACAAGUCCCUCCACCUGUCGCUUCCGCUCCCACUCCCCCACCACCUCUUCCAACCCGAACAUCUGACAGUUCAAGCACUAUAUCUAGCUUGAAAAGCCUGAAGGAACAGAACUCUAAGGCCGAACAAGAGGCGGAUCAGCUGACGGAAAUUCUGAUGACGAGUUUGGCGAAUGGAACCGCCGCAAAGGUCGAAAAACAGGAGUUCAAAGCAAAUUGCUUCAAAUGCAAAGCCGAUAUUUCCUCGCACGAGUCGGCUUGUUCGGCGAUGGGCAAUUAUUUUCAUAUCAAGUGCUUGAUCUGUUUGAAAUGCGAAAAGAACAUCCAUGGUGAAGAGUUUAUGGUAGUUGGGGACAACAAUCCUUACUGCUCGAAAUGCUAUCUUACUACGCUGGAAAAAUGCAACGCCUGUGGGGAACUGAUAAAAAGUCGAAUCCUUCGAGCGGUUGGCAACACUUACCACCCUGAGUGCUUCAAAUGCACAAGUUGCAAGAAAAGCCUUGAUGGACUGCCCUUCACGCAAAACAACGAAAAACAACCCUACUGCGUUGAAUGCUUUCAACUGGCGUAUUCUCCAAAAUGCGAAGCCUGCAAGCGACCAAUCGUGCCAGAAGCAGGAGAAACAGAAGCUCUCAGAAUCAUCGCGCUAGAAAAAUCGUUCCAUAAAUCCUGCUUCGUCUGCGAGAAAUGCAAGGUCCUGCUCACCGAUAAAGCUGCUGGCGGUUGUUAUCCAGUCGACGCGUCCCUCUUUUGUAAAAACUGCUCUACAGAUGCUAUCAAUUCAAGAAUGAGUUAA
This is a messenger RNA of Oikopleura dioica, 1599 nucleotides long. The record is from the annotation of a GenBank genome assembly. NCBI's taxonomy places the organism in Eukaryota, Metazoa, Chordata, Appendicularia, Copelata, Oikopleuridae.